AUGCCGCCAACCCCUGUCACAACACAUCAGCGAAUGGGAUCAAACCCGCACGCAAGUCUCCCUGAAAGACCUCGAUAUCCAUUUACCGGUCUACCUGCUGGAUAUCAACGACCUGCCGCUCCUUUUACCACUUUGCCCGCUGGAUACAAAAGGCCUGCAGCCCCGUUUACUAAAUUGCCUACUGGGUAUCAACGCCCUAGCUAUCCAUUUGCUAGUCAUAAUUCGUCACCGUCUCCUCAGCAUCCGGGUACAGCACCUGCAAGCCCUCCCUAUCCACAUUCUCCGGAUUUAUCGUCAGCUCCCAAACCUGACCCUCCACCGCUUCCUCCUAGAGUACCUAGGAGAAAGCCUGUACCUGUGUCCCACAUACCGAUUCAACAGGGCGGGCAAACUAAUACUAGCCACUCUACUCCGCCUCCGCUUCCACCAAGAGAUGCGGCUGCCUCCAAGAGUUCCGGGCCGCCCCUUGUGCCACCCCCGCCACGAAUUUGGAAGCCCGAGGAUGAUGAUCAUGAUCUCGAUCAUGUCGAGUAUCCACCCCUCCAUAUAUCUGAGCCAAGACCAGAUGGGCCGCCGAAUGAGUUUCUCCAGGAAUGUCCUGGCUCGCGUCAGACGGACUACAAGGCUUUCUGGUAUCGAUUACCGUCAGCUCCUGAAUCACUUGCAUGUUCUUUCUGUUAUCAGAAGCAUAUUCAACCAAGCUCCCUGGGAGAUCAAUUCGAAAAGGUAGAGUCUUCGGAGGGAAAAUGUCGUUUUAAUGUACCCCGUAUCCUCCUACACUUCUGGCCCGAUGCUCAGAGGACCCAAAGCGUUAAUGCCCUCGCGGAAUUUAUGAAUAUAAGACUGGCAGUUCCGGACUGCAAAGGAUGGAAAGGUGUUAAGCAGGGCGAUGGCAUCAAGUUUUUCUCUCCUACAUCAGACCCACCAAAGGGCUUCGUGGCUUGCGAAGCCUGCUAUGAGGAUCACGUACUAGGUUCUAAGUUUUCUAACAAAUUUGUACCGACGCCAUAUCCUCUGCCUGCUGGUACUACUUGGAAGUGUUGCUUCUCUGGGGCACUUGUCGCCAGAGCACUUCGAAAAUAUGAGCAUGUCUAUGAUGGGUGGAAUCUUUGGGCAAAUGAGGCAAACAUGCGAAUCUUCCUGCCGGUGUGUGACGGGAAGCCCUGCGCACCGAGCAGCAGAAGAUGGUUCCUUCUACGCGGAACCGGGGCCUUUGCCUGUGAGGCCUGUUAUCACGACAAGGCCGGUUUGACUAAAUACGCGCAGGACUGGGAACUAUUUGAUAAACGCCCAGCCCCUGGGGCGCUGUAUACUUGCGGUCUCAAAAUUAUUCCAGUAUUGGUUGCAUGGCAUACAUCAAUGGGGCUUCGGAACUUAUAUUUCGUCCAGAAAACAGCGACGGUGCUGGCAUCUGUCGGUCCUUGUUCUCCAAAGGGGUCUCAAGGUGUUAUUUGGUAUUCACUGAAAGGAUCUUCAGCCGAAUUUGCUCUGUGUCCGGUUUGCUACAAAGGAAUUGCUGAGCCCAUGGGAGUGGGCAAAUAUUUUGAAGUGAGGCCUGCCAGCCCCGGUUGUACCACAAUUUGUGAUUUCACAGCCGGUGGGCCACGAUCCUCCGAGUAUUUAUUCCGCUUUGCGGAAGCUCUGGAUACGGGUGUAUGGUCUGCGUUUUCUACGUACGUCGAAAAAUGGGCAUCCGUUCCCCCCUGCUCAAAGGAUAAGUUAGGCCCUGGAAUAUUCUACGGAUUUGACCAGGGCUUUCCUGAUAUUGCUGCCUGCAAAAAAUGCUACGAGGAGGUGAUUUCGUCGUCCCCCUUCGACUCCUUGAUCGUACGUCGCGAUGAGACCAUGCAUGAUGGAAAGCCUCUACAGGCUCUUUGUAGUUUUUUCUCUCCCAAUAUGCGAUCACGGUGGAAGUCCGCUUGUGAGACUGGGGAUUUUGAUGGUUUCAUGGCAUAUGCCACGGCACGGAUCAAAGUAUGGUGUGACACAGUCCCAGUAUAUGAAAUGUUGUUCGCGAAACAGAAGAUGGCUCAACAGCAGGCGAUGACGGCCGGCCUUGCUCAAUUAGAGUAUCAGGGUAUGGAAAAUAUUGGACUUGCGGUGAGGGGCUACCGGCCAGACCAUCGGUAUGGGAACAGUUCCAUAGGAUGGCACGACACCCAGAAUGGGGCCACUGCAGCUCAAUACGGCCAAGAUAUGAUGUCCGGCUUUUUAAAGUCUACUGGUGGUGAUGCAUGGGCGACAAUAAUAGAACUAGAGCAGCGGUGGCAUUCAGUUAUGUAA
Penicillium taxi is the source of this 2283-nucleotide messenger RNA. RefSeq lists its product as uncharacterized. The transcript has 2 exons. Bases 1 to 2283 code for a protein of 760 amino acids. The record is from RefSeq and is a predicted model, not a curated record. NCBI's taxonomy places the organism in Eukaryota, Fungi, Ascomycota, Eurotiomycetes, Eurotiales, Aspergillaceae.